Molecule: messenger RNA, 480 nt
Organism: Zychaea mexicana
Lineage: Eukaryota; Fungi; Mucoromycota; Mucoromycetes; Mucorales; Lichtheimiaceae
Product: Alpha/Beta hydrolase protein
Exons: 5
Coding region: 1-480 (159 amino acids)
Biological process (GO): epoxide metabolic process
Molecular function (GO): epoxide hydrolase activity
Source: RefSeq, a predicted model, not a curated record
AUGGACGCACCCGCUUCACGCACCCGUCCUUAUUCAUUAGCGUAUGGCCUAGUUGAUAGCCCUGUAGGUCUCUUGGCAUGGAUGCUUGAAAAGUUUCAUAAUUGGACUGAUCAUGGCGGUAUACAUGACAUCGAGUCGUUACCAGAUACCAUUUCUGUUGAUGAAUUCUUGACGAUGGUGACCAUUUAUUGGCUUACAAAUUCCAUGUCUUCAUCCAUACGUGUAUACUAUGAGGCCUUCCACGAGGAUGAGACCAUGUCAACAUGCAUGGGUCGCGUCAAUAUCCCUACUGCGAUCAUCCAAUUUCCUGCUGAGCUUGCAAAGUUUCCCAGAGACUGGGCGGAAACGAGUGUAAACUUACAACAGUAUAAUGAACCGGAUGUGGGAGGCCACUUUCCGGCCUUGGAGACAGAUCAAUUACUAUUGGAUGAUCUUCAGCGCUUUGGGAAACUGUUAAGAACCAAAAAGUGGAUCAACUGA